Molecule: messenger RNA, 924 nt
Organism: Symbiodinium natans
Lineage: Eukaryota; Dinophyceae; Suessiales; Symbiodiniaceae
Source: the annotation of a GenBank genome assembly
AUGUUCAAGUCUUCCUCAAGGUGUCGGGAAGCCUUGAAAGAGGAGAGUGGAGACUUGGACAAGGCAAUCGAAUGGUUGAAAAAGCGUGGCGUGCGAUCCAUGGAGAAGCGUGCUGCUGAAUCUAUGGAAGCACUGCUUUCGUUGGGCCUUGACACGAAUGGGGUGAUCGUGGAAUUACGGGCCGAGACGGACUUCGUUACCCGGAAUGAGCUGUUUCAACAGACUCUUAGACACGUGGCAGGGAUGCUUGUACAAGAGCCUGAGACAGCUGAUGCUGGCGUUGAGGCAGCUCUGUCCAUGAGAGUAGCGGAUGGACCGGAGAGACCUGCGCCGCUUCGAGAGGGGGCACUGCUUUCUGAAGCCCUUCUGGAGCUUGGAAGUGUUCUUGGAGAGAAGCUUAUCCUUGCGAAUGUGCAGUUCCUGAAAGCCCCUCCACAAGGAGUCGUUGCAGGCUAUGCCCACCCGAAAUCAGCAGACAGUCUGCCGGGCACCGGUCGAAUGGCGAGCUUGGUAUCUUUGAGUAGCGACAAGUGUGAUGCAGCUUCCUUGCAUACGAUAGCUUCACGACUGGCACGGCAUGUCGUGGCUGCACAGCCACGAUUCCUCAACAUCAGCAGUGUGCCAGCAGAGACAUUGCGCAAAGAGCGCGAGGUGUUCAAAGCUGCCUACUUCGAACAGCUGGGCCCAAGGAAAGCUGGUGUUAUUGACGAGAAGGUGAUCCAAAAGGUUAUCGAUGGUAAAACGGCCAAAUUCUAUCAAGAGUCGGUGUUGGCAUGUCAAGAGCUUGUAGCACCGCAGGCUGCUCGGGCCGUUUCCGGUGACACGGACCAGAAAGCCCUACCGGUGUCGGAAUGGCUCGAGGCUGAGGCCCACUCGCUAUCUGCUUCGAUCCGACUCGAGGACUUCAAGCUGGCGGUGCUGUAA